UUUAAUACAUUAAGUGUAUUUUCUGGAUUAUACUUACAAACUUUUGCAAUGCAGUACUUUUAACAGUAUUUUUGCAGUGUUAUAUUAGUACUAGGAUCUGUCCACUAUUAAUAACUCUCUGAGCUACCUUCCUAAGCAGAAGGUGGCGGUAACGCAUCUAACGUUACUAUUGAUCGCGAGUAGCUACUGAAAGACGCGAAGAAGAAGAACGCCCAUUUUGCUCUCAGGCAUCGAAGUGUGCUGAAACAUCAACAGACAGAAGAGGACAAAGAGCUGCAAUGGACGGUGAUGUUGCGGUUGGUGUGAAGAGAGGCUCAGAUGAGCUCAACAUGUACGGUAGCAGCCCAAACUCUAUGACCGCGAACGGCAGUGACAGUAAGAAACAGCGUCUGGAUGAAUCCCCUCCCUCCAGAGUUCUCCACAUCAGGAAACUUCCCAAUGAAGUUUCUGAGACUGAAGUCAUUGCUCUGGGGCUGCCCUUUGGAAAGGUCACCAAUAUACUUAUGCUGAAGGGUAAAAACCAGGCGUUUUUGGAGUUGGGUACAGAGGAAGCAGCCAUUACUAUGGUGAACUACUACACAGCUGUCACACCACAGGUCAGAAACACUCCUGUGUUCAUCCAGUACUCCAACCACAAGGAACUGAAAACAGACUCGGCUCUCAACCAAAGGGCCCAGGCCGUGUUGCAGGCAGUGUCAGCAGUUCAGGAUGGAAGCUCUCCAUCAUCGGACCCUGGAGUUUUGGACCUAGCUCCGCCCCCCAGCCCUGUCCUGCGUAUUAUCAUUGACAACAUGUUUUAUCCCGUGACGCUGGAUGUUCUGCAACAGAUCUUCAGCAAGUUUGGGAACGUGAUGAAGAUAAUAACUUUCACCAAGAACAACCAGUUUCAGGCUCUUCUGCAGUUCAGCGACCCCGUCAAUGCACAACAAGCCAAACUGUCUCUGGACGGACAGAACAUCUAUAAUUCAUGCUGCACUCUGCGGAUAGACUUCAGUAAACUGGUCAGCCUCAACGUCAAAUACAACAAUGAUAAGAGUCGAGAUUACACCAGACCUGACCUUCCUACUGGAGACGGAGAGUCAGCCAACAAGGAUCAUUCUUUAUUGGGUACCCCAUCUGGAGCGCUAGCUUCCUACUCUAGUGGAGGAGGUUACUCAUCAUCUCUCUCCCUCUCGCAGGGCGGAGGAGCCAUUAGUCCUCUGAGUGCCGCCGCGGCGGCGGCAGCAGCUGCUGGUCGUGUUGCUCUGUCUGGGUCUGGAGUGUCAGGAGUCCUGUUGGCAUCCAACCUCAAUGAAGAGAUGGUCACGCCUCAAAGUCUCUUUACCCUCUUCGGAGUCUAUGGUGAUGUCCAGAGGGUGAAGAUCCUCUACAACAAAAAGGACAGCGCUCUGAUACAGUUGUCAGAUGGCAACCAGGCUCAGCUGGCUAUGAGCCACUUAAAUGGUCAAAAGGUGUUUGGUAAAGUGAUGAGAGUGACGCUGUCCAAACAUCAAACUGUGGCUUUGCCCAGAGAAGGACUGGAUGACCAACUACUAACUAAAGAUUUUUCUGGCUCGCCACUCCAUCGCUUUAAGAAGCCAGGAUCCAAAAACUUCCAGAACAUCUUUCCUCCCUCUGCAACACUUCACCUCUCCAAUAUCCGGGAUGGAGUUGGGGAGGAGGAUCUACGUCUUCUGUUCUCUAACGGUGGAGGAGCUGUCAAGGCCUUCAAAUUCUUCCAGGACCGUAAGAUGUCCUUGAUCCAGAUGUCGUCAGUAGAGGAAGCGAUCCAGGCUCUGAUGGAGCUUCACAACUACGACAUGGGAGGGAAUCACCACCUGAAAGUUUCCUUUUCAAAGUCUACCAUCUAACCGUCACACGUGUCUCCUGAACCUUAGAUCUCCGGAAAGCAAGGAAGUCGCUACCAUUUGUCGUCUUCUUCUGUUAAACUCAUCUGUAACCCCCCCUCCCCCCUCCUUAUUUAUGUGGUACAAUAUUUUAUCUCUGAAAUGUGCUGCAACGUCCAAAGCGAAACAUUAGAAAUAGUUUUCUGUUAAAAUAUUGAAAAAAUCCAAAUUCAGAACAUUUUCUUUCCAAAUUCCUGCUUUCACUCAUGUGACAUCUUGAAAGGCAACAAAUCAUGAGCAGAACCUCCAGUCGUUUAACUGCGGCUACAUCCAGACUACCACGUUUUCGUUUUAAAACACAGACCUUCUGCUACGGUUGCUCCUCCCGUCCAGAAUAAAACGGCACAUCGGAGCACGGAGGACUUUAAGAACGAUGACUCACUCAAGUUUGACUUCCUGAUUGAGUCGUUGCAAAGAAAAUAUGGCAACAUGCACAGAACAAGUGUGUUAAUGGCACAGUACAAAAUACUACAAAAAUAGAAGCACUUAACAUUUGUACAGUGCGUGUCGCCGUAUUUGCUUUGUGACGACUCCCAGUCUGUCGUCAGAAUCUUCUGCCACUGCAGAGUAGGGCUGGGCAAUAAAACAAUAAUGACAAUUAUCGCAAUAUAAUUUUCCUCAAUAUAAUAAAUGUUCAAUAUAUCGUCAAUAAAUAUUUUGAUUUAUUUCAAUCACGGACAAAAAUGCCUUUAAUAUUUCUAUAAAAUAUUUAUUUUGUUGAGGAAAAGGGUCUGAAAAAAAGAUUUACUAAUCAUAUUUGUUGAAAAAGAUUUUAUUAUAAUAGUUUUGAAUGUUAUACCUCAGAUUUGUUUAGUGAUCCACUGUUUGACAUCAAGUGCUUAUCACCAUAUAGAAAAGUUUAAAAACACAAUUAACCAUCUGGUUUCUUCAAUUUUCACUCAGGAGCAAAAAUCAGCCUUUAAACUUUAAAGAAACAAUGAUUUGACAUGUAUCGUGAUAAUUAUCGCUAUCGAAUGAUAUGAAAUGUUUAUAUCAUGAUAACUGUUUUGGCCAUAUCGCCCAGCCCUACUGCGGAGUAGACGGUCUGCUUCCUGUUUACACCAGGCACACGCCUGCCCAGUGAACGUGAACGGCCCCUAGAUGUGCAUUUAUAUAGAUGGAAAUCACCUCUGAUACGCAGCUAAAACGCUCGUGUGGACGGAGAUUGUUUUCGUUUUAAAAUGGAGUUUUAAAGUAGUGGGAUUUCCCCCCUUUCUGAGACAUUUGCUGCGUUGAGCCCCGGAGCUGUGUGUCGAAGGGAAGGCAGCCGAUAUUACUGAAGCUGCAAACUUCACAAUCUGAUGAUCCGCUUCUAUGAUGACAAACAGCCCGGCGUCGACAGCACAGCAACGGGGUUUCACUAAAUGACACUCUUGAAAGUGAGAGCUUUUAAAUCAGUCGCUCUCUCCCCUUGCCCACUCACUGUACUCCCUUUGAACACAGCAUGCAUCAGUCUUUUCUGCGGGUAUUUUCAUGAAAAACUCUCCUCCCCCUCUCUGGUGUUUACACACACCGAACCCUGGUAGUGUGGAUGUAGCCUUAGUGUCUCUCACCCGGGUGAGUCUGCACACCGUAACAUGUUGGAUGAAGUUACAGGUGCAACACAGCACACUCGUGACCACACAGAGGUGAAACAGAUUUCCAGACUGGUGUUACUCCUUAAAGCAGAGCGUUUGCGUUUUUACUUUACUCGUCUUUAUCAUUGCUGUUGUUUGAUUUGACCUACGCAGCGAUCACCUGUCAGUGUGGCAGUAGUUUGAGUUUCUUUCUCUACGUUGUGUCGCCACCUACCCAUUCUUUUCAGUUCCAAAGCAAAUGCCCAUUUUUAACCCCAAAAUACCAGCCAUCCUCCAGAUUUCAUUUCCAUCAUGUCAUCAAUCAUGUGACUCCUCUUUCCUUUUCUGGCAGGCAGCCAUCAGCUGAUGACCAGUUUUACAUUACCAGCACCCAACGUUACUUUGUAAGCAUUUCAGAAACCUAAACUAAAACAGCUUGCAGCUUUAACAAAUUGGCUGCACUACAUAGAAUCACUUUAAAUGUGCAGUGUGGUGCACUUUUUAAAUUUCAAGAGUCAGCUUUUCUGAACUGGCAUACUUUUCUUUUUAUUCCGAAAUCUGAACAAUCAGUCUGAAGCCGUUUUAUACAUAAGCAGCAAAGUACAUGUUACCUCUUCUUCUAUGGGGAUUAUUUAACGGCAUUCUGGGGGAUGUGAAUUUGAGGCUAAGGCUGCGUGUUGAGGACAAUUUCCCUCGAUAUUUUCUUUUACAUAAUAACUUGGAAUGUAUGCACAUUAACACACAGCUGACAUCUAGUAAUAUUGAGGAUCGAAAGGUGGAGCUUUUACUCGGAGAAUAGAGCCACCCUCUGUUUCAGUCUUUUGUAAAACCAUUGCUGUUAGUGGGUGCACACACAAAUACACAGGAUGGUACGCUAAUGCCGUCUGUUUAGAUAAGGUUUGAAGUGAUCCUGAUCUUGGUCUCUGAUUUUGUGAGGAGGCCCGUUGGGACCAAAGUACAUCAGCCUUUCUGUGCUCUGAUGUUUUGUCUCUUUAAACAGAUUAUUUUACUGGUAAUGUUUGUUGACCUUGUGUUGUAAAUCUGUAGAAACAGAUUAUUUUGUUAAUUAUUUUUAAAUAGAAGUGGAAUCUCAUCUUUCCCAGUCCUCUGUUUGUCUAACAACAAGGGCCUAUUUAUCAAGCAGAGAUGCACAGAAAACUGGGUCAAUGUUUUUAAUCUGAGGUCACCUUCUAAGUGGGUUUUUUAUUUUUUCAUUCAUCUCUGGUUCUUACAGCUGCAAAGUGUUUCUUUAAGGAGAUUAUUGUUGUACAUUCUUUUGUGGUGAAAUACCAGAUUAGCCCAAAUUAAACAUGUGUUUUCUACCAACGA
Micropterus dolomieu (smallmouth bass) is the source of this 4771-nucleotide messenger RNA. Its product is annotated as polypyrimidine tract-binding protein 2-like. Gene Ontology annotation, molecular function: mRNA binding. Gene Ontology annotation, cellular component: nucleus. Bases 279 to 1850 code for a protein of 523 amino acids. The record is from RefSeq and is a predicted model, not a curated record. Lineage: Eukaryota; Metazoa; Chordata; Actinopteri; Centrarchiformes; Centrarchidae. The transcript has 17 exons. Gene Ontology annotation, biological process: regulation of RNA splicing; mRNA processing.